Molecule: messenger RNA, 1461 nt
Organism: Homalodisca vitripennis (glassy-winged sharpshooter)
Lineage: Eukaryota; Metazoa; Arthropoda; Insecta; Hemiptera; Cicadellidae
Exons: 1
Coding region: 151-1362 (403 amino acids)
Source: RefSeq, a predicted model, not a curated record
AGUGUCAGUUUACACAAAACGUUGUUGAGAGAAUGCAGAUUGAAGAUAAUUGCAACUAGUGUAUAUUGAUGUGUUUGUGAUCUAAUCUCAGAGGGUUACGGUUACGAUUUAGCGAAGAUUCGCUUGAUUUAUUUACACAACUAAAUUUCAAUGUCAACACUCGGAGUAAUCACUGACAGAGUGAUGCCCUGGAUAGCAGCUAGUGGCCGACUGGGCGAAGGCAAAGUGAAGUUUCUGAGGUGUGAAUUUGAAGACGGUUCUUCGGGUGAGGCUCAGUUCGCUUCUUCAGUGUGUUUCUUAAUGGCGGUGUUUAAGGGUGAUCAAGGGCUGGUGGAACAGCCGAUGUUGGUCAAGAACAGUAUGGAAGACAAGCUAACUCGGGUCUGGCUCAAUUUAGAUGAACAGUUUCGGAAUGAGGUGUUCAUGUAUGAAAAAGUUCUUCCCUUACUAGACAGAAACGACACGAUAAUUACUAUAUUCCCUCGCUACUUCUACGGCACGGCUAGUGAAACUGACAAUCCUUCUGAAUACACGAUAGUUCUUGAAGACUUACGAAGAUCAGAGUUUAAAUUAAGCCCAGAAAUCCUUGAUUUGGACUUCCCGCACUGUGCGCUUGCUUUUAGAAAACUGGGUGCUUUUCAUGCACUGUCUUUUGCAGCUAAACAGUCAAAUCUGAACGACUUCACCAAGAUUGUAGAAAAUCUGGUAGAAACAAGGUUCCUGGAGUAUAAUUGGGAAGAUGCAGAAUAUAUGUAUGCUGGAGCUUUAGACAGAGCUGCAGGUCCUCUCUUGGAAAAUGGUGAGAAGAUUGAAGAAAUAAAUCAUUUCAAAAAUAAACUUAAGAAUAGUCUUGUGUACUUGAAAAGUAUUUUAACUGUCCAAGAACCUAUGGGUGUCAUCUGCCAUGGAGACUUUUGCAGAAAUAAUGUUUUAUACAAAUAUGAAAAUGGAUCUCCAAUCGACGUUAAGUUCUUUGACUUGGGUACUUCAAGAUACGGGUCUCCCAUGUUGGACUUCACUUUCUUCUUUUUUCUAAAUUGUUCGGAGAAGUCACGGAAACUUUACAAAGACGAGUACCUAAAGAUCUAUCAUGACUCUCUCUCAACAACCGUACCUGGAGUGAAGGUUCCUUCUCUAGAGGACUUGAAAGAGGAAUUUCGCCGUAAAGCUGUCUACGGGUUCAUAAUCUGUUCGUUCUUCAAGCCUAUCUGUAUGGAUCCUGCGCCUUUUGACCCAAUUAAACAAUCACGAAAACCAUUGGAAUUGCGAGCAAGAAAAGGUCUCAACUAUGGAGGCAAAAAGGCAACUGAGGUAACAGCCAAUAUGCUGCGGGAGUUGAUUGACUUAAAAUGUGAAAUAUGAUAUGGCUUGAUCCAGAUAACUGUGUUUUUGUUCAUCUAUGUAAAAAAAUCAAAUUAAUAUAAAUGAUAAGGUUUUGAAUGAAUGGUACUUUAACCUUUU